UACCCCACAGGCUCUUAUUUCCAUUCUCUCUUGAAGAAAGCCCUCCAAUAACCCUUCCCCCACAAUCCCAUCCACUUUGGCAAUGGCAAAUCUUGUGCCAUUUUGGCUUCUUCUCUCACCCCUUUUGGCACCAUUUGCUAGUGGAGAUUGGAACAUUUUGAGGCCAAAAAACAGCCAUUUGGAUUUGGGUGAUAGCUUGAAAAUCUAUUGUGAAAGUUGGAGGGUUAAUGUUGAGCUAAACAAUGUUAAAGGCUUUGAAGUUGUGCCUCAAGAAUGCAUUAGCCAUAUCAAGAAGUACAUGACAUCUUCCCAAUACACUGCUGAUUCUGAGAGGGCAAUUGAAGAGGUCAAGCUUUAUCUCACCACUUGUUGCAGCCUUCAAGGUGAUGGCACUGAUGCUUGGAUCUUUGAUGUUGAUGAUACCCUUUUGUCCAACAUUCCUUUCUACAAGAAACACGGUUUCGGAGGAGAAAAGUUAAAUGAAACAGACGUAGAAGAGUGGAUGAAAAGCAGCAAGGCACCAGCUCUUGAGCAUACAUUGAAGCUCUUCAAUCAUAUAAGAGACAAAGGGAUUAAAAUCUUUUUGAUAUCUUCAAGAGGCGAAGAUCUUAGAUCUCCAACGGUUGAUAAUCUCAUCCAAGUUGGAUUCCAUGGAUGGUCUGCUCUCACUUUGAGGGGUCUUGAAGAUGAAGGAAAAGAAGUGCAAAAAUACAAAAUAAAAGCAAGGCAAAGGCUUGUUGAUGAAGGCUACCACAUUUGGGGCAUUGUUGGUGACCAAUGGAGCAGCUUCGAAGGCCUUCCCGCUGCUGAUAGAAGAUUCAAACUCCCCAAUUCCAUGUACUACGUGGCUUAAUCUCAAUAUUUAUCUAUUUUUUUCAUGUCUUAUGUGACAUAUUAAAUACUAUAUAUAUUUUUAUCAUAUAAAGUUUAUUUCGUUA
Molecule: messenger RNA, 938 nt
Organism: Cucurbita pepo subsp. pepo (vegetable marrow)
Lineage: Eukaryota; Viridiplantae; Streptophyta; Magnoliopsida; Cucurbitales; Cucurbitaceae
Product: acid phosphatase 1
Molecular function (GO): acid phosphatase activity
Source: RefSeq, a predicted model, not a curated record